CAAGAUUUUUAUUUAUUUAUUUAUUUUUUGCAAGAAAGGAAAAGAGAAGGAAGAAGAUGUUAGUGCCAGUACUAAAUUUCUGGGACUGAAGAGAGAGGAAAAACAGGCACACAGAGCUGUGAUUCCAACACUCAAGACUCUUGUUUCGUCUCCUAAUUCGGUGCAGUGUUUCCUUGGUUUCCUCCUCCGGCCUCCCCCCCCCACCCUUGCUCACCACGUCAUUCAGAAGCCAGUGACGUAGGGUUCCCCCAAGCCCAUAGAAGCGGGGGGAGAGCUGGCUCUGGCAACCCUCUCCCUCCAUUGAUCUGAACAACUCUUCCCGCCCCGUUUUCCUUAAUAUGCCAGUGCCCACACUUCCAACAGCCUAUAAAAGAUGGAAAGCAGGCAUCUUCGACAGAUCCACAGGCAGGCAUCCGAGAGAGAGAGAGAGAAAGAGAGAAAGAAAGAGAGACGGAGGCGGCUGAGCUGCACGGAUCUUCUUCCCAGCCAAGAUGUACCGGUCUACGAAAGGAGCCUCCAAGGCACGGCGGGAUCAAAUCAACGCGGAGAUCCGGCAUCUCAAGGACCUGUUGCCCAUUGCCGAAGGAGAUAAACUUCGGCUCUCUUAUCUCCACAUCAUGUCACUGGCUUGCAUCUAUACGCGGAAAUCCAUCUUCUUCUCCAGAGGUGAGACUUUGGAGGGCCUUGAGGGCUUGCUUUCUUCCCUGGAUUUAGACGAUUUCAUGCAGACCCUUCCCGGUUUCCUUUUGGCGUUCACGGGUGAAGGCAAACUCAUCUAUGUGUCGGAAACCGUAACUGAGCACUUGGGACAUUCUAUGGUGGAUUUAGUGGCCCAAGGAGACAGCAUCUACGACAUUAUUGAUCCGGUAGAUCAUUUUGUGAUGAAGACUCAGUUGGCGUUGCCUUCUCCAUUAAAUACCGAACGCCUCUUCCGUUGUCACUUCAACACUUCCAAGACAAUCCGGCGUCAAAGCGCAGGAAAUAAGCUGGUUCUGAUUCGCGGACACUUCCACCAACCUCCUCCGGGUUCUUAUUGGUCCACCAAUCCUGUCUUCACGGCCUUCUGCACUCCUCUAGAUCCUAAGCCCAGAAUGGGUCAGAAUUCAUUCUUCCUGUCCGCUUUUGAGAGUCGCCACACAAAAGACCUGGCCAUCGUAGACAUCUCUGAAAGCGUGAUCUUCCACCUGGGCUUUGAGAAAAGCGAACUCUUCUGCAAAUCGUGGUACGGCUUGAUCCACCCUGAAGAUCUCAGUCACGCUUCGGCCCAGCAUUACCGACUGCUAGGUGACCAAAGCAACACGCAAACUGAAAUGGUGAUCCGGCUCCAAGCGAAAGAUGGCGUAAGCUGGAUCUGGAUCUACUCACUGCUUCGCUUGGAAACCGCGGAGAUCCCCAUCGUUUCUCACAACUACGUCAUCAGCGAUUCCGAAGCCUGGUGCCUGAAGCAACAAAUCUCCGCUGAAGGAUCCCAAGGCCCGUACGGGCUUGAAAGUACCACUACCUUCUUGGAAAGUCUCCUGUCUCCUGGACAACUGUCCAGCCCCGAUCAAGUCUUCACGCCCGUAGCCGGCACUCCCACCGCUACUCUUGUGGCCCCGACCUUCGAUUUCAGCACCGCCGGGGUCCCCGAAGGGCCCUCGGCGUUCGGCGAACCUCCGGAAGGCCUUCCCGAAGAGAUGAUGGAACCUGGGAAUAUCUCCUCUAUAGAGGACGCCCCGCCAGGUUCCUCCCUCAGCCUGCUGGUCAAAGAACCAGGUUUCGGAUACCUCGUCCUCCCGCAAGGAGGUUACGGACAGACGUUCGCAAGCGAGAAGCCCGGCGGCAAAUCUGCGUCCAAAGAUUUGCUCUGCACCCCUCCUUACACCCCUCACCAGAGUUCCGCUUUCCUCUUUGGAGCUCAAGAGCUUUACGGAGCCCACGGCGGAGGCGGUCCCGCGGCGUUGCCUCCGGGGACGGCGGCUUCCGGCGCCAACUCUCCCGCCGGCCUCACCGCCGUGACCGAGCUGUUCUACGCCCAAGAACCCUGCAAUGUUCUCUAUGAGAAACUUCCCCCGACGCCGGAUAGCCCCGGUAACGGGGGCUGCGUCGUCAUGAGCUUGCCGGAGAUCCGAGGUCCCCUCUACGUUGAUGUGCCUAUGGUACCCGAAGGGAUCUUGACUCCGGAAGCCUCACCCAUCAAGCAGACUUUCUUCCGGUAUUCCGAGAAGGAGAAGAACGAAAUCGAACUGCUGGCUCAGCAGAUCUGUAGCCUGGCCGAGACGUUCGGCUCCACCGCUUCCCAAGAACUCGCCGAGGACGGCCACGGGGCUCUCCGAGAGGUCCCACCGUGCCCCGGCCCUGAACUGUCUCCCGUGCCCGAACCUUGCCCGGAUUUCCAACUGCCCAAAACCUGGAGGAGCAUCGACUUCUCUCUCUUGACCUGCCUGGAGGACGACAAUGACCUCCUGGAAGAAAACGCCCUUGAGACCUUCCUACAAGACCUGUCUCCCUUUCUGUUCGAGAAAGGCGGGGCAGGGAUGAGGUGCCCUCGCCACCAGUUCUGCGGUGGCGACGUCAGUAGUCCAAUCGGCUUGGACACCGAAGAUAGUAGCCCAGGAGCCUUCGCUCCCUCGCCAAGGAUGGACUCGGCUCCACAACAGCCAUGUUUUUUGGAAGACCUGACCUCCUUCGAAACAGCCUUUGAGACACGUGCCUCAAACUCUCCCUGUGAUGGGUUAGAUGAGUUGUAUCAACUCCAGAGCCAAAGGCCGAAAGGCUUCCAAGAAGAUGGAAGCGAAAACGAUUCUUCAUUUUGAAAUAAGUCUGUGACUUACUUUCUCCACGUAUGGCAUAUUGUCAUAUCUUUAAGAAGCUACAUCCACCAAGAAUUCCCCCAACCCUCCAGAAGUAUCCUGCGGAUUUAAAAAACCCUGCACCCAACAGUUUCCGUUGGAGGGUUUUCGGCAGGAAAAAAACUUUUUUUUUAUUAAAAAAAAAAAAAGGAAAGAAAAGAAAAGAAAAGAAAAAAAAAAGAACAACCACAGAUCUUGAUUCUGAGAUUUCGGUGUGAGACUAGUUACUCAGAGCUAAGGAAAGGACUUGUUGUAAGUGGAUUCACACAUGUUAUCGUAUUCACUCGUAGUGAGUAAAACCUCUAUGUAAUUUACUAAGAAAUACCAGAGGCAACGGCUCCUUAAAUCACGAUUUAAUGCCAAGUUGGAGCAAAACCUUUGCACUGUUUGAGGAUUUUUUCCUCUUCCGGUCACUUAAUCUUUCGCCCCUGCUCCCUUGAGUAAAGAAUGUGUAGGUGGUACGAAUACCUACGAUAGUAAGGGCCAAUGGCUGGUGAUGCAAUAAUGGAUUUUAUUGCCUUGCUGUUCUUGCAUAGUAUAUUUCUGUUUGUACAGAAAGACUGCCGUUCAAAGUUUGGGGUACCUGUUUCCAAUUCCAAUUCCAAUUUUCUUUCUUUUUAAAUUCGCUUUGUGAUGGUUAUUUAAGUAUUAGCAGGUUCCUCUAAAUCAGAGGUAUAUAAUCUGAGCUCCUAAGGCUUCCUGUGGCUCCUAAAAGCCUUGGCAAUUCCUUGUUUUUUAAACACAACAGAGGAAAAAACAACACCACCUUAAGGCACUGGAAACAGUGCGAAGGGACCUGAAUUGGUUUCACAUGGCGGAUUUUGGAAAAAAAAAAAAAUCAUGCAGGAUGGGAGACCACCAGGAAAUUUUAGGGCCACAGACACAACCUGGGAAGUCAGUCAAACAUCCACUUCUGUAUUCUUGCCAAGAACAUUAUAUGGAUGUGGCCUUCUUCUGUUCACCCAGGCCUUAAAUCUGUCCCCAAGGAUUCUUUUACGGAUCUUUUGGGAUCUUUUGGGAUAAAAUCGAUCCGUCGAUCAUUUUCCCAAAUUCCCAAGUUUGUCAUUCAUGGUAGAAUAGAAUAACAGAGUUGGAAGGGACCUUUGGAGGUCUUCUAGUCCAACCCCUGCUUAAGGCAGGAAACCCUACACCACUUCAGACAAACGGUUAUCCAAUCCCUUCUUUAAAAAAAACUUCCAGUGUUAGAGCAUUGAACAACUUCUGGUGGCAAGUUGUUCCACUGAUGAGGAACACGAGGCCUCUUUCUUAACUAUAGCUUCCAACAAAAAUUCAGGGUUUUGGGGUUUUUUUGGGUUUGUUCGCUUGUUUCAAUUUCAUAUCAAAAAAAAAAAAUCUUCCCACUCCCCGUUUUGGUGUGACCAAAACAUUUCCUUUGACAGUGGAAUCUGCUGUGUACAUAACCACCAUGUGAGUUACUCAGAUUUUAUUUACUAAUCCUUUGGUCCCUCCGAGCAUAUCUUACGAAGGCCCGAACGCCCCUCGUUUUUGGUCCACGCCAAGGGGGAUCACUCCAUCACUUUUGGCUGGGGCCUGACCCUUGCCAAAAAAAAAAAAAAAAAUACCCAGCGGUAGAUGGCGGAGAUGAUAUUCUGAAAAUUGUCUCUUUCUUCGGUGCGUUUUGUUGUUCUGUAAACAGCGCUACACGAGAAACGGGGAAAAACAUUUGCGAGAACCGUGGUCCAGGAUAAAUACUGAUGUUUCUAUUCUGCUGCGUUCUAGAUGUACAUGUUUAAAAAUUUAAUUUUGAAUAAUAUGGCUUGCGACAAGCUUCGGAAACGUUUCCCAGCUUCCUCUCCGGAGCAGAAAUUGGAGGCUUUGGGGUCUCAAAACUUUCUGCUUUCAUUUCCCACAACUCCGCAAAAGCCCCCACUACCUUACUCUUCCCUUAAUUGUCGCGUUCCGAUUGUGACAUCCUUCUCAGUAUUACGCUGCCAUCGGUAAAGAGUUUUCUACGAGGGUCGCCUUCUCUGAAUGUCGUGUCCAAAAAUGGGACUUGUUGUUGUAAACAAGGCUGCGCAGGGGGAAAAAAAAAAACGACAACCCCACAACGCAACUGGACGGAGUUGGCUUGCCUCUUUUGUACGAACCGAAACAGUACAACGCCUGUAAAUUGUAUUUUUUUAUAAAAAGUGGCCUGCUCUUGUGUGUGGUAUUAUUGAAAACCUUGACGCCUUUUUGCCGAGUCUGGAUGUGAGCUUUUUUUGCAAUAAAAGAAAACACAACAUGGAGAAGCA
Pantherophis guttatus is the source of this 5086-nucleotide messenger RNA. It is a transcript of the gene NPAS4, whose product is annotated as neuronal PAS domain protein 4. The record is from RefSeq and is a predicted model, not a curated record. NCBI's taxonomy places the organism in Eukaryota, Metazoa, Chordata, Lepidosauria, Squamata, Colubridae. Gene Ontology annotation, biological process: regulation of transcription by RNA polymerase II. Gene Ontology annotation, molecular function: protein dimerization activity; DNA-binding transcription factor activity, RNA polymerase II-specific; RNA polymerase II transcription regulatory region sequence-specific DNA binding.